AACCGACAGUCAUCGCCAGUCCUUUCGGAAGCCCCGACGUUUGUUGUUGGCAGUGAGCCUCGUAAUAAUAUUAAGAAAUUCGGCUGCUUUCUUUUUUAAUUCUUUGGUGCUCCACUUUCCAACACUUGUGCGCACUUCCGUCACCCAUUGUUGCCAUUGUCCUUUCGUGAGCCAUGACGUCACCAAAACAAGUGCUGAAGAGCAUCGGGCCGAAAUUGGUGCCGUUCUUCAAGACGUUGGCCAUUUAUUUCGUCGUGUUCAUUCCGGAAGACAAUCCAUCGCUGUUGGCCAUGUUCAUCAAAUGCCUGCCGGUCGCCAGUCUCCUCCUCUUUGUGCUCAUGCACGGAAUGAGCCUCGGCAACGAGUACACCUUUUCACGACGGAUUUUGAUUGGUCUGAUGUUCUCGUGCCUGGGUGACGGGCUGCUCGUUUGGCGUGAGCUCUUCCUCUACGGGAUGGUCUCGUUCGGCAUCGGUCACAUGUUCUUCAUCUCGGCUUUCGGCUUCCAGCCGCUCAACUUGUCGCUAGGCAUUCCCAUGUACAUCGCUUCGAUGUUGGGUCUGUCCGUCUGGCUGCCGCAGCAAACUUUGAUCUACAAAAUGACCGUUCCGAUUUACACGGCCCUUUUGGUCACAAUGGCGUGGAGGGCUGCAGCCCGCGUCCGUUUUUUCGAGGAUCUGUGGACCUGGACGAAACUUUGCUCUUGCGUCGGGGGUUUCUUCUUCGUCAUCUCGGAUGCCAUCAUCGGAUUUCACAUGUUUUAUUCGCCCAUUCCUUACGGCCAGGUGCUGAUCAUGACGACGUACUAUGCCGCUCAGCUGGGCAUCGCUCUCAGCGUUGUCGACUCGAAAGCCAGUUACAUCCGGGAGGAAGAGAGCCGGAAGAAGAAGAAGCAGCAGAGACAUUUACUCUUGAACGAGCAGGAAGGAGGAUCGAUAAUGGCGGGUUCGGCGGGCACCGACAUUCGCCAUCGGCGGAUUGGCUCCGUUGAAAACUAAAAAAGAUAAAAACAACACAACGGCGAGUGAUUCUCUCGGGCCAAUACGGCCGUCACCACAAAUAUUAUUCCCACACAUUUAAUAUCGUAUUUUCGUCUAGUCCUUAAUUAGUUGCCAUGGCAAUCGAAUUGCACUAUUGAAAAAAUUUUGACUCUGUAGGUUGAAUAGAUAUGCAGAGUGUAAACAGAUUUCAACGUUUGUGUAUCACGUAUAUAUUCGACCCGCCAAAUUCGAAUCCGCAAAUAAUACAUCCACCGUAUACGUAAAA
Daphnia pulicaria is the source of this 1266-nucleotide messenger RNA. Its product is annotated as lysoplasmalogenase-like protein TMEM86A. Gene Ontology annotation, cellular component: membrane. The record is from RefSeq and is a predicted model, not a curated record. Bases 174 to 998 code for a protein of 274 amino acids. NCBI's taxonomy places the organism in Eukaryota, Metazoa, Arthropoda, Branchiopoda, Diplostraca, Daphniidae. The transcript has 6 exons.